GGUUCUAAGUGUGAGCGCAUGCGCAAACGACGCCGGCACCAGGGAUUGGUGCGUGCGCAGGCCUGGGCCCGGGCGGCCGGAAGCGGAGCGGGCGCCUGAGCAGGCAACCGGGGCCGUGGCGAGCCAUGGAGGGGUCGCCGGAGUACCUCGGGCAGCCGCGCCAGGGCCCGGCGGCGGAGGAGGUCGAGCCCCAGGGCGCUUCGUGGAGCAGAGACAGCGGCAACGUGUCCCAGAGCCACAGCAGCGCCUCGGGGCCUUGGGAGGAGGAGGGCCCGGAGCUGGGAGCGCUGGGCCGCGACCUGCCGCUGCUGCGCCGCGCCGCCGCCGGCUACGCCGCCUGCCUGCUGCCCGGAGCCGGGGCGCGGCCCGAGGUCGAGGCCCUGGACGCGAGCCUGGAGGACCUCCUCACCAGGGUGGACGAGUUCGUGGGCAUGCUGGACAUGCUGCGCGGUGACUCCUCCCAUGUCGUCGGCGAGGGCGUGCCUCGCAUCCACGCGAAGGCGGCCGAGAUGCGGCGGGUGUACGGCAGGAUCGACAGGCUGGAGGCGUUCGUGGGGAUGAUCGGCGCCGGCGUGGCCCGGAUGGAGGAGCAGGUCGCCAGGGCGGAGGCCGAGCUGGGGGCCUUCCCCAGCACGUUCAGGAAGCUCCUGCACUCGAUCAGCGCGCCCUCCUUCUUCGGCAGGGCGCCCUCCGGCGGGCUCCAGCGGACCGGCUACGAGCCCCCUGCCCUGUUUCGGACCGAAGACCACUUUCCCUGUUGCAGCGAAAGACCUCAGAUAUGAGUCCGCCGGCCAGCGCUGCCCGAGGACGCUGUUGGAGAUCGUCGCGGGUAUUGCAUCACUUGAAAAAUCCUGUUACUAGACCUACGAUGUUGGAGAAUGGGAUUUUAAAGUUGUUGGUUUUUUUUGCACACUCUCAUUCUCACCAUCGUCAUUAUUUCACGUAGGAUAUGAUUUUCUUCCAAUUCUUACCUGAAAGCUGCUUGGUGGUGUGGAUCGGGGACACAAAACGAAUGAAAUAUCUAUGCGCUAUGGCAGAACUGUUACUUUUAUGGAUUUUAGAGCUCACCCUUUUCAAGGUUUAUGUAUUUAUAUGAUCUUAAAAACUGCUGAGCCGUUAAAGCCUUAUUUUUUUAUCUUAAUAGUGAUUCGACUUCCUAUAGCUUACUUUUCGUGUAAAUGAUCGGUUAUCCAACAUUAUAUUAAACUUUCCAUAUCGUGGAUUGCAAACCAAAGGAAAUUAUUCAAUUUCUGAGAAAGUGUAGUGAUGAUUUUUUUGCAACCAAUUCUGCAGUUGUAUUUGAAAGUAGGACCUCACAAUCUCAGUUUGUCCAAACGUAUAUAUACGUAUAUAUAUAUAUAUAUUAUAUACGUAUAUAUAUGGUUGUCAGUGUUUGGUUUAUAACUUAAAUAUUAGGGAAAAUUUUAAAUUUUACUGGAAAAGCUUUCCUUCUGAAAAGGCUUUACAUAUUUCCUUUUGGUUUGUUUGAAAAUAGACAUGUUGCUCAUGAUUUUAGUGAUAUAAUGAGAAGUGGCUUGGGAGUACCUCCUUUAGAAGACUAAUGUGAAAAACCUUAGCUACUAUUUCACAGCAUUGUAUGUUUCUUUCCCCUGAAAAUGAACAGUUCGUCAGUCACUUGUGUGAAUGAGUGGCGUUAGGGUUUUGUUUUUUCACACUGACAACAUGGACUCAGAGAUCUCUUGUCAAUACAACAGGCUUUGAUCUUGAUUUUAAUCUGUUUUAUAAAGUGGUCUUCCUAAAUAGAAGACCUCAAAUAAGCAUCCAGCUUAGGUUGCCUUUGUGCCAUUUAUCAUAGAUCUUUGAGGUUGGUACUGUAGGUAUAGUUCCACUUAGCCGUGUUAUGGAAAAUCUGAUAAUGUAACCCUUAGCUUUCAUGGACCUUCUGCGUCACACAUUUACAUUUUUUAUUCAGGUAGAUCAUUAAUUGCAAACUAAGGAAAUCGUAGAUUUAGAAGUGAAAGGACAAAUAACCUGCCUUAGUAUUUGGUAGCUGUUGGGUACUGCUCUGAAGUAUAUCCCUGCACAUAGUCACUCAGUAUGAAGUAGCUUUGUUACAUAACACCUGUAUUCCUAAACUGGUUUGUGAACUCAGUGUUAAAAAGUAGGUAAUAUUUGGGACAAGUUAUGAAAAAUAAGAAUAAUUUUAAAGCUGAGAUUUAAUAUCUGCAUAAUAGAAAUUCUAAAUUCCAGAAAGCAUAAAUUAACAACUGGGCUGUAAAGUAAAACUUCUUAAUUAGGAAUAUAUCAUGCUUAGAUAUUUUCAUAACCUACAAAAAAAUUGGAUUGAGAAAAUUAAAAGUACCCAUAACCAGUAAAGAAUAAAAUUCAGCUUAACAGCU
This is a messenger RNA of Manis pentadactyla (Chinese pangolin), 2360 nucleotides long. RefSeq names its product biogenesis of lysosomal organelles complex 1 subunit 4 (gene BLOC1S4). Gene Ontology annotation, cellular component: BLOC-1 complex. The transcript has a single exon. The record is from RefSeq and is a predicted model, not a curated record. Bases 126 to 782 code for a protein of 218 amino acids. Lineage: Eukaryota; Metazoa; Chordata; Mammalia; Pholidota; Manidae.